CCUGUGUUGAAAAUGGAGUUCGUGUAGCACAGAUCCUCUGAACUUCCCGAGGAGGAGACUCUGCUAAUCUAUUAUUUUACGUCUAUUCUUUGCAUACUCAGUUAAAAAAAAUUAUAGUUUUUUUUCAUCCGUUCUUUUGACUCCGUCAACGAUACAGAUUUCUAUAUACAGAAGGAAGGAGCGGUGUUUUGCUAUUUUCAAGUGUUGGCUGAAACUUCAAGUUGCCGAGGGGAGUAGCUCGUUUCGCUAGCUAGCCGGGUCACAAACUGAGCCAGAUUCUGUGUUGUUUCGUCCAUUCUAAAGAUUGAGACUACUGGAAAUAGUUUGUCUUCGCAGAAGAGGAUGAUGAGGAGGAUAGUCGCUCUUUUCCGAAUGGAUUUCACUCAUUGGGAAGAUAGAGAUCAGUGGCUGCGGUCGCCCUUCUUAUUCUGAACUCGCCUUGUGUGAGACUGGAAGAAGCAUGCACCUCCGCAACCUUACACAGUUGGUUUGUGAAUAAAAAACUGUCCCUUUUUGAUGCGAACGAAAAGAAAAUGGUGAUUUUUGCGGUUCGUUUCCCCGCCUUGACUGCGUCGUCGAUGCUGUUUCCAGGAUUUGGAUCCCCGUGAGAAAAAAAUGAGCGAAGAAUCGGCAAAUCCAAACAACGAUGACAGUUAUGCGCGUGUGAGAGCAGUGGUCAUGACUCGGGAUGACUCCAGUGGCGGAUGGCUGCCUCUGGGAGGUGGAGGCCUCAGCUGUGUGUCAGUCCACAAAGUCAGCCGGCCAGACACCGACAACUCCAGCAGUGUGGAUUUCCUCAUCCAGGGGGAGCGUCUCAAAGACAAAUCGGUUGUGCUGGAGUGUAACAUAAAGAGGGACCUGGUAUACAACAAAGUCACCCCUAUCUUCCACCACUGGAGGAUUGAUAACAAGAAGUUUGGACUGACUUUCCAGAGUCCAGCUGAUGCAAGGGCCUUUGACCGGGGUAUACGGCGAGCCAUGGAGGACAUUAAGCAAGGCUGUCCGAUGUACAGUGACUCAGACACUCCUGAGGAUGGAUUACAGGUUAACCAGGAUCCCCCUUCCAUCUACACACCCAUGAGAGAACCAUUCUCCCACCAUGGCGGAGUGGUGUCCACUGAGCCUUUCCGUGGUUGUUAUGUGCGUACCCAGCCCUUUGAUGAGUUCCCCAGCCCCAACCGCCGCUACCUGCCUCCUCAGGUCUCUUUCAACACCACACGCCAUGUAAGCUUUCAGAUGGAUGAUGAGGAGGUUGUUCGCAUCAACCCCCGCAAAGACGUUCUUAUCCGGGGCUACGAGGACUACCGGCACCCCGUCAUGUGGAAGCAAGACAUGGAGCGAGACGAUGGAGAUUUCUCCACCACCUUUUCCAAACUGGACAGCAAGAAAAGUGAGUACUUAUUUCCGGAAGGCCUGGAAAAUCACACGGGCAAAGACUCCAUUAAAACCCAGCAGCCCUCACCUCUCCUCAAGUCCAAGAAGUCUCGGAGGCGCAGAGAGGACGGGGAGCGCUCACGCUGCAUUUACUGCCGCGAGAUGUUCAACCAUGAGGAUAACUGGCGGGGUCAGUGCCAGGAUGCGCCAGACCCCAUAAAGCAGUGCAUUUACAAGGUCAGCUGUAUGCUGUGCGCUGAGAGCAUGCUCUACCACUGCAUGUCUGACUCAGAGGGUGACUUUUCGGACCCAUGCUCUUGCGACACCAGUGAAGAGCAGUUCUGUCUGCGCUGGCUGGCCUUGCUGGGCCUGUCCCUCAUCGCGCCCUGCAUGUGUUGCUAUCCUCCCCUGCGGGCCUGCCACCAUUGCGGAGAGGCCUGUCACUGCUGCGGGGGGAAACACAAGGCUGCUGGAUGAAUCCAGCCAUGCUACACCUCAAACACCACACGGCCACGUGGAAAACCGCCGGCAUCGUUUUUUUCAUUCACCUUCAGAUAGGUGAGGUGUUCUCCCACCCGCCUCUGGAGGCUUUGGAGAUUUGAUUUGGCUGAGAGCAGCGGAAGCCGACACCUUCAGGUCUUCUCGGGCUCUUGAGAGCUGCGUCACGGAGCUCAUAACGCGAGGAAAGGCGUUUACAAAAUGAACUAGGAGAGAUCACUAAACACUCACAAACAUGCAAAAAGACAAAAAAAAGAUGAAAAAAAAAUAAUCACUCAACAUAGAAUACAAGUCACCAUGUCAGACUGUCAUUACAGAUAACGUGUAACCUUUGUGAAGGAAUAUUGUCUUUUGUACAGAGAUCAAAACUAUAACAAAGAAAACAAAAUAGUUGUGCAUACAGAGAAUCUGCUGUAUGAGUAUGCUAAAAGGGAUAUUUUCUUGCUUUUUGUGAAUUUGCAGUAGGGUAAAAGUGGCCUUUUCUUUCGACUCGAGCAUUCGCAGACCGUGUAAUUAGACAAAAAAAAGUGCACUAGAUAUGUUUUCUCCCAUGAAAGGUAACCCUCAUGAAUUCUAAUGGUACAUUUAACUAAAAAGGAAAACACUUUGAUCAAGUUUUAGGAGUACAGAUUUUUUUGUGAUGGAUGUGUACGCAAUUUGUUUUUCCCGCCUUUCUUUCCACUGUUUUGUAAAAGACAGUAAUGUCAUUUCUUUUUUGAAAUGGUAGUGUGACAUAUAGCCUUUUGUUAUGAAUUGUGCUAAUGUUUAAAAGACAUCCAUCUGUAAUUGGCUAAAUUAUUUGGACCGCAUGGGUGCAUUCCAGCAUUGAGUGAUUGUGGACAGCUGUGAUACGUCGUCAUUUAUCCCCAGUCAUUUUCCAUGUCAAGAUUAAUGGUGUGAUAUUACAGUUGAUUGAGAGACCAAUUGCAGGAAUGCUCGUUUUUGCUUUCAAUUUCAUCUCAUUUACCAGAGUGAAACUGGGUUCUUUUCAGCUUCCUAAUGGUUUUCAAGCUGAAACUGUGCUCAACCAGCAAGUUUUUGUUUUUUUUGUUCUUUUUUUAUUGACAUGGUACAUUUAGGCAUUAUUAUUAUUAUGAAUAAAAGGGUGUCCAGUUUUCAUUAUUAGACAAGGCACUUAUUUUUUUUUUAUUAGGAUAACCCUGUAUUUGAGUUAAUUCAUACAAAAUGUCCCUCAUGAAAGCACUAGUUUCCAAGCUUUGGUUACAGCUCCAUCUCCACCUGUUCCAUAGUGCAUGUAGUCCAUGUAUUUCUGUAAGUCUUUGAAAAGUUUGCGUAAAUGAACUUAAGUGGCCGAAAGCUAAAAAGAACCCACAUAAACAUAGACAUAACAGCCUGAUACGUCAUUUUACAGAGUGACUGUAAUUCAUUGCAAGGUACAAGAUUUUGCUCUCAACUCUAAAUUGCAUGCUUGUCAAAGGAUUCACAAACCAUUGUUGUAGUUGGACAUAAGUUCAACCUUGCCUGCUUUUAGACUGCGUGUCUUGUCCUCUUAGCUCACAUACACUAUACGGUUUAUAAAUAUCACCCAAAUUAAGCUUUUUUUUCUGCUUGCAGGAAUAUCGCCCCCAGUAUUUAAGAGGCCAGUAUAAGUAGUCCCAGAAAGAUCUUUCCUCUGUCUCCUCUUUACAUCCACACACUUUACUUUCUAUGCAACUAUUUCCAUGAGAAACACUUAGACCUCUGCAUACAAGUCCGUGACGUGACACUUUAAUAUAGUAGAUGUUAAUCUCGGUACCAAACUCGAAACCCUAUGUAAAUAUAACACUAUAUUUAAGCAACAAUAAUAAUCCCAUUCAAAUUUUUAAGAGAGAGUUGUAUUUAUCACCGCUGUCAGUAUAUUACUAUAGCUUGAGUUGACAGCAUUAUGUACAUAGGUCACCUUUUAGUAUUAUUUCACAUUGAAAGUAGAGGGAGUACAUGAUGAAAAAUGGUUGAGCUUUUAAUAGAGAUUCUCUCUAGUUUUGUAUUGCAAACAGAAGGAUAGGAAGCUAAUGCGGUACAGUAGUGGCAGUCCACUUUUAAAAGGUUUUGUCAUAUGAAGCUGCUAGAAACAAUCACUAAUUUUGCAUCAAGAGGAAUAAAAUUCAGCUAUGGAUGACUGUUAAAACAUUAUAGUUCUUAGAUAUAUAAUAUUGAUUGGUUUUCUUUUAACUGUAUUUUUUUUUUAAUAAGCAUGCCCAUUUUUUAUGUUUGUCCAGUCUUUUGUUCCAUCUUUCCCAUAUUGUUGUAAUUGGAUUGCAUUUUGUAUUGCAAGCUGAACCAAGGUUUGAUAAACCUUAAUAAAACUUGCUGGCUGAGAAGCAAAUUGUAGAAUAGGCUACAUUCAUACAGUUCUAUUGUUAGAUGAAUACUGUAAUACCUAGUUUCAUUCUGCAUUAACCAGCACAGGGCAACCACAGUAAUGUGCUGUAUUUAAUAUGCAACUUGUUGGCUUUCUUUUCUUACAUUCUUUCCACCUUGCCAUUAACUUAGCAUUUAUCUGUCUUCAGUUUUAACCACUUGCUGCUAGUGUAUUUUUUUUUUUCUUUUUUUAUUCUUGGACAUUGUGCAUAACUCUGGAAUGCAUAAAAGAUGAACAUUCUUUACUGUUUAGUUUAGAGAAAUGCAUAUGUAAACAAGUCAUUUCAGUGUGAUGUAAAAAAUGGCUACUUUCACAGCAGUUCAGUGGUUUCGUUGAAAUUCUCCAAUGCUUUGGUGCACUGAUAUGUAGCUAGGCUUUUUUCCUUUUCAUAGCGCUUGAUGAUGUAAAGCUCACGUGAUUAGUCCUAAGUUGUGAAAACAUUUGUGUUAUGGUAAUUGCAGUAUAAAUGGUACUCUGAUGAUUCCAGUAUGAACACUGCCUGUUUCUUUAUCUGCAUCUCUAAGUUUUAGUGCCAUUUGCUUCACCCACUGACAACCUCGAAAAAGUGCCUCACGUCCAUCAUAAUGUCCAUCCAAAAACUUAACAGCUCUUGCUAUGGUUGUAUUGAUUUAUACACGUCUAGGUAUUUGUAUCAUGGUUUGAAAAUACCAAGUAUAUGAUGUAAUAUUUAUAGUUCAGUAACUCAUGUCAUAGUUGUAUUUUCUUUAUACAGAUGUAGCUUGUUACGUUUCAUAAAUAUAUAAUGUAAAUAUGCAUACAAAUGUUUGUAACUGUUUUUAUGUUACAUCAUACACUUGUAAUUUGACAUAUAAAAUAACAUUACCAUAAUAAAAGGUGAGUUUUAA
This is a messenger RNA of Pygocentrus nattereri (red-bellied piranha), 5100 nucleotides long. RefSeq names its product sprouty related EVH1 domain containing 1 (gene spred1). Lineage: Eukaryota; Metazoa; Chordata; Actinopteri; Characiformes; Serrasalmidae. Gene Ontology annotation, cellular component: membrane. Gene Ontology annotation, molecular function: protein kinase binding. Gene Ontology annotation, biological process: multicellular organism development; negative regulation of MAPK cascade. The transcript has 6 exons. The record is from RefSeq and is a predicted model, not a curated record. Bases 616 to 1851 code for a protein of 411 amino acids.